This is a messenger RNA of Racocetra persica, 207 nucleotides long. NCBI's taxonomy places the organism in Eukaryota, Fungi, Glomeromycota, Glomeromycetes, Diversisporales, Gigasporaceae. The record is from the annotation of a GenBank genome assembly.
AGUUCAUUCUCGUGUAUUUUCAUAUGCUGGGACAAAAGAUCGUCGUGCUAUUACAGUUCAAAAAGUCACUGCUUCUAUGAUCAAGGCUGAAAGACUUUUAGGACUAAACGCUUGUCUUUAUGAUAUGAAGUUAGGAAAUUUUGAAUACGUGAAAGAGGGAUUAAAACUUGGUGACCUAAAGGGCAAUCAUUUUGUUAUUACACUAAG